Messenger RNA from Trichogramma pretiosum, 2420 nucleotides. RefSeq names its product activating transcription factor 7-interacting protein 2-like. NCBI's taxonomy places the organism in Eukaryota, Metazoa, Arthropoda, Insecta, Hymenoptera, Trichogrammatidae. The record is from RefSeq and is a predicted model, not a curated record. The coding region runs from base 383 to 1438 and encodes 351 amino acids. Gene Ontology annotation, cellular component: nucleus; transcription regulator complex. The transcript has 7 exons. Gene Ontology annotation, biological process: regulation of DNA-templated transcription. Gene Ontology annotation, molecular function: transcription coregulator activity; protein binding.
CAGACAGGUGUUCUCUAUUGUACUAGGAUUCCAGGAACGAAUAAUUGACUGGUUUUUUGGUUCAAUUUUAAUAUCAAGCGUUUAAUUAGAAGCACAUCAUCUCUAGAGUUAAUAAUUAAUAAGAUGAUGCACAUCAAAGAUUAAGCAGCACGUUAGAAUCUCUUUGAAAAUUAUGUCUGACUAGUGGCAUCAUCGAAACUUGAGUUCAGCUGCAUUUUGAAACGCCAUUGAACAAAGAAUCGUCAAGAGAUUUAGGUUAUGCUUAUUUUCGAAACGAAGAAUAAAAAAAAACCCAGAUUCAGUGUAUAUUUUAGUCUUGGGAGAGAAUUAUCAACAUAUCAUUAAAUCUUUUUUUUGAAGAAAAACGGAAGACCUGACAGAUAUGAACGAUUUAAAUGGUAUCUACUCGCAAGUGAAGCGUAUGUCUAUUGAGGAUUUGGAAAACUUUUGCAUUCAGGCAAUUUCUGAAUGUAUAAGUGCUCACAAUGAAAUUCAAGAAUUACACAGCUUAACUUUAGCUACGAAAAAAGCUCAAAGAAAUUUGAGAUCAAAAUGUAAAAUGCUUGAAUCACAAUGUCAACAAUUUGAAAGGAUUCUUGAUGGUGUUGACAAUGAUGGAGACGAUGAAGUUAUGAUCUAUGCAGAACCAAUGAAAUUAAAACGAUGUGUUGGAAUACAAAUAGAUAUGCCAUUUCAAAAUAUUGACUACUCAGAAUUCAAUAAUAAUGAAGAACAGGCUACAGAGGAGCAAAAUAUGCAGACAAUGAGUUCUGAGACCGCUGUUCCGGAAGAGCAAAUAAUGCAAACAAUGAGUUCUGAUACCACUGUUCCAGAGGAGCAAAUAAUGCAAACAACGAGUUCUGAUAUUAUUGCUCCGCAAAAGCAAACGAUGCAAACAUUGAGUUCUGAUACUGUAGAUAAGCACUCAGCUCCAAAAGCAACAGCUUCAAAUUCAAUUGUAAAUCCAGUUAAACAACCUCAUUCAAAUUUCUCAGAGAUAUCAUCACCUCAAUUUGACAAUAAUAAUAAUACUGUAGAGAAGGUGGUUCGGGAAGAAACUACAUCAAAAUACUCAUCUACCGCACCAGUUUCAAAAAUUGGAAAAUUGGAAGAAAUUCCUCCAUCUCCAAUUUUGAAAAUUACCCAAGACGUUGAAAGUAUUGCCUUGGCAUGGAAUUUAGAUUUAUCACCUUCUAUUGCCAAAAUAGCUUACUAUGAAUUAUUUGUGUAUCAUGAGAAAGAUCCGAAGUAUAAAGAUUGGAAAAAAAUAGGUCAUUUUGAAGCUUUACCCCUUCCAAUGGGAUGUACAUUGUCUCAGAUGGGUAAAGGCACUACAUAUUAUUUUGCAGUACGAGCAGUUGAUGUACACUCUAGAAGUGGACCUUUUAGUCGUGCAGUAUCUACAAUAAUUUGCACUAAGAGCAACAAAUGUUCAUAGAAAAAAUUGACUUGUUAGCGGUGUAGUAUUACCUACUUUACUUUGCAGUAAGAGCAAAGUGGUUCAUUUUAAAAAUGGACCUUUUAGUCAUGCAGUAUCUUUACUAUAUAAAGUGUGAUAAUAAUUUAGAUCAAUUGUUAAGACCUUAGUUUUUUCUGUAAAUAAUUUAAAAAGUAAUAUGAAUGCAAUAGUCAGCAUAAAUGCGCAUUUUUGAAAAAGUUGUGUAUAUCUUUAUAUUUGUUGAACACACUUGUAAAUGUAUGAACUAUUUUUUUAAAACAAAAAAGCUAAAAUUUAAUUAAUUAAUAGUAUAGUUACAAAAUCAUGCGUGUUUUGAAUACACCAGAUUACAAAAGUAUUGGAUUAUUAGUAUUAUUAUCUUAUAUGCAUUUACAUGCAUCGAUCAAAACCCACUUGAAUGACGCUUCACAAGUCCAUUUAAAGGAGCAACCAGUUUGAUAAAUUAAACCUUUUCAUGACCACGUUAAAUCUAAUAGCACAAAAGUUUAUUCUAUAAAUUUUUUCAUAUCAAUAAUUUUCAGAAUAUUUUGUUCUGAUUUCAAGUAAUUUUAGACUUACUAUAUACAAAAAUGCAUGUGGACUUCCAUUUCUGGUAGAACCUUAAAUUGAAAUAGUUUACUCCGUCUUAACAUACUGGAAUAUGAAAAUAGAUUAUAGCUAGCAUGAAUUUACGUUUAAAUCAUCAAUUUUUGUGAGAUAUGAAUUUUUUAUUUCUUUGUACUUUAAAUACAUCUCAGGUUUCACAAAUAAAUAUUAAAUUCGAUGAAGCCAUAUUAAUUGACGUUGUUGUGGUUUAAAUUGGUGUUGUAGUGGCUUAAAAGAAACAGUUGAGUCAGUAAGUAAAAUGUAUUCAUAGAUUUCAUUUAAAAGUAAGAAAUGUUUCAUGCAUUAGCUGAUAAAUUCAUAAUUGUUUAUUAAAGAAUUUUGUUUGAGCAUAAUUUUUGCAAUAAAAAUAAAUGAG